CCCAACCCCAGAGUUUCUGGUUCAGUAAAUCUAUGGCAGGCUUAGAAUGUGCAUCUUUGACAAAUUUCCAGGUAAUGCUGAUGCUGCUCGUCCGGGGAACACACUUUGAGAACAACUGGUCUAAACUGAUUCCCCCAGCAAUUAUAGAUGGCGGGAACACUGCAGCCUUGGGGAGUGAGUCUCUGGUGCCUGAUUGCGAGGUGCCGAACUCCGGGAUCCCCUGGCGGAGAAGAGACGAAGCGCUGAGCGUGAACGUGGGCGGCGUGCGGCGGCGGCUGAGCGCGCGCGCCCUGGCGCGCUUCCCGGGCACGCGGCUGGGCCGAUUGCAGGCCGCGGGGUCAGAGGAGCAGGCGCGGCGCCUGUGCGACGACUACGACGCGGCGGCGGGCGAAUUCUACUUCGAUCGGCACCCGGGCUUCUUCCUGAGCCUGCUGCACUUCUACCGCACCGGCCGCCUGCACGUGCUCGACGAGCUGUGCGUCUUCGCCUUCGGCCAGGAGGCUGACUACUGGGGCCUGGGAGAGAACGCGCUAGCCGCGUGCUGCCGGGCGCGCUACCUGGAGCGGCGCGUAACGCGGCCGCGCGCCUGGGACGAGGACAGCGACACGCCGAGCAGCGUGGACCCGUGUGCAGACGACAUCUCCGACGUGCAGCGCGAGCUGGCGCGCUAUGGGGCUGCGCGCUGCGGCCGCCUGCGCCGCCGCCUCUGGCUGACUAUGGAGAACCCGGGCUAUUCACUGCCCAGCAAGCUCUUCAGCUGCGUCUCCAUCGGCGUGGUGCUCGCCUCCAUAGCCGCCAUGUGCAUCCACAGCCUGCCCGAGUACCAGCCCCACGAGGCGGCGGCCGCCGUGGCUACAGUGGCCGCGGGCCGCGGCGCGGAAGGCGUGCGCGAUGACCCUGUGCUGCGCCGCCUCGAAUACUUCUGCAUCGCCUGGUUCAGCUUCGAGGUGUCGUCGCGCCUCCUGCUGGCGCCCAGCACGCGCAACUUCUUCUGCCACCCGCUCAACCUCAUCGACAUUGUGUCCGUGCUGCCCUUCUAUCUCACGCUGCUGGCUGGCGUGGCGCUCGGGGGCAACCAGAGCGGCGCGAGUGGAGAGGAGCUUGGUCACCUGGGCAAGGUCGUGCAGGUGUUUCGCCUCAUGCGCAUCUUCCGUGUGCUCAAGUUGGCGCGCCAUUCAACCGGGCUGCGCUCGCUGGGGGCCACGCUCAAGCACAGCUACCGUGAGGUGGGCAUCUUACUGCUGUACUUGGCCGUGGGCGUGUCGGUGUUCUCCGGGGUGGCCUACACAGCUGAGAAGGAGGAGGACGAGGGCUUUGCUACUAUCCCAGCCUGCUGGUGGUGGGGCACAGUGAGCAUGACCACCGUGGGCUACGGGGAUGUGGUGCCGGUGACGCUGGCUGGCAAGCUGGCGGCCUCAGGCUGCAUCCUAGGGGGCAUCCUGGUGGUGGCACUCCCCAUCACCAUCAUCUUCAACAAGUUCUCCCACUUCUACCAGCGCCAGAAGGCUUUGGAGGCAGCUGUGCGCAACAGCGACCACCGGGAGUUUGAGGAUUUGCUGAGCAGCGUUGACGGGGUGUCAGAGGCAUCACUGGGGACAUCCCGAGAGACCUCUCAGGAAGGAAGGUCUGCAGACCUGGAGGCGCCCAGUCAGUCUCCAAAGCCUCAGAUUUAUUAAAACCGGGGAUCCACUACCCCCUUCCCCAUACCCCUACAGUCAGCUGGAACAGAGCAGAGAUUCCUCCCCUGCCUGAGUUCUUCAUGGUAGUGAGACUCUUGGGACCACUCGUGCUGGCCUGAGAUAUCAGACUCAGAGGCUGUGUACCUUCCUCCAAAGGCUGGAGAUAGUGCUACCUGAGAUUCUGAGAGCAACUUUGUAAACCAGGCUGGGAGCCGUCCAUGAAGCAGGCAUGAUCCAGAGGGAGAAAGUCACAAGGAUGCCAGUGAUUUCUGAGCACCUCCUAAGUAUUAGCCAGAUUGUGUUUGGCCCUGCCUUGGAGGAUGAGAAUUAACCCCAUUUCACAGAGGAGGAAACUAAGGCUCAGAAGUGCCAAGACUCAGUCAAGCUCACUCAAGUAGAAGUGGCAGAGUCAAGUCUAGAAUCCAGGCUUACAGGUCUGUGGGGACCAAUGCUCCAUCAACUCUUUCUUCUGACCUUGCAUAAGGCUUUAGAGGGUUUGUGGAUUCCCAGAGUUUAUUCUUAGGGUGAAUAACCCCCUUCAAGGUAAAGGAAAGUACCAGACAGGAGAUUGGGAUGAAGGAGCCUUGGAUCUCAGCCAUGGUCUGACAGGAGACAGCUCUCAAAGAUGAGUCUUUAUGGGAGAGGAGAAGGGAACUGCCUCUUUAGCUGAUGUUUAAUUUGCUAAGCAAUACUCUCCUGCAUCUUCUUCCCAGGGCUGACUUGAAUUAAAGAAACUCUAAAAGGGCCCUGGCUUGCGGCCUGAGGUCUGGACCCAACUGUACCAGGACCUGCCAUGUGAAGUGGGCCACUCAUUGCCCCCAUCUCCAGAUUGUAGCCCAUCUGUCAAAUGGUGACAGUCUCUAACUCAGAGGGAGAUGAAAGCCAAGUGGAGGAGAGGGGCACUGAAUUCAAGCCAGCCCAGCUCUGAAGUGUUGGUGGCAGGGGGCUGCCAUGCUGGGCACCUGCCUCCCAGACCCCUCCAGUCUGACCUUGGCAGUUCCCUUCUGCCCACCAGCCAGACCUCCAGCUCUGCCUUGAGUGACCAUCCAUGCCAAUGCUUAAGACUUUUGGCCAGCUACAGCCCCCUCGCCCUUGCUGCGGGCACAGUUCUGAUACUCCCCUGCCAAAUCCUCUCUCCACUUACUGAGGUUUGAGGUUAGUCAUUUUCAUACACUGUGGCCAGAGCACCCAUCACUCUAUUGCCACUGCCUGACUGUGGCUUUCUCUGUCCCAUCACACUGAACCUCAAGGUGUCUGAACCCCAGGCUUGGUGCAGAGUAGGCAUUUAGUAAAUGUUGAAUAGAUUGAUCAAUUUAUUUUUGUUUUGUUUUAUUUUGUUUUUUUUUGCAGUGUUUUGGCCGGGGCCGGGUUUGAACCCGCCACCUGCGGUAUAUGGGGCCGGCACCCUACUCCUUGAGCCACAGGCGCUGCCCCAGAUUGAUUAAUUUGUAUAGCCUCCAGGGGGCCAAGCACUGAGGACAAAGAGGAAAUAGCAGAGAGAGAUCCCGUCCUCAAAAGGGCAUAAACAAGACUGAAAAGGAGGAUCACUCAGCUCUGCCUCUCCGUCCCUGCUUAGUUCUUGAAGUUUUUACAGUGACUUCCUUGUAGGGUCUUCACUUACUUAUUCAACAAAUAUCUACUGGAAGGACCUUAAACUAGGGCUUCACAUGUAGCCUGUAGACAUGUUUUGUUCAGCUGAAAUUUGAAUUCUUCGGGUGAGGCAGGCCCCCUCCAGGACCCCAUAGCAUCUCCCCUACCCACUGCCCACACACACAGGGACACUCACGCUGCUGUCACUGACGCUCACAGCCACUCCUCAGAUUUACUUUACCCACCUGGCCUCUGAUUUACUGACUGCUUACGGGGCUCAAGAGAUACAAUGGUGGACAAAAUAUAUAACCCUGUACUUGUGAAGCUUACAGACUAGUAGGGGAGACAGACUUUAAUGCAAUAAUCACAUAAAUAUAUAAUAGUGCACUCUGCUGAAUACAGGGAACUGUAAUGGGUAUAGUGUAGUAGGGACCACUGCCCAAGGAGGUAAGAGAAGGCUUUCCUGAUUAAGUAACAAUUUAACCUCCCAUCAAAAGACAGGUGGUUAAUCAGGCAAAGGGGGUUCCUGGGAGGAGUAUUCCACACAGAGGAAACUGCAUGUCUGAAGGGCUUAUGUCAUAUGCAAGGCCUAGAAUACAGUGGGUCCCCAAUGUACCCAUGGAUUCUGGGUCUUUGGAUUAGAGCAGAGGCUGGAGCUAUGCCAAAGGGGUUCUGGUGAAUUCAGCACACAUCAGCCCUCCCACACACUCACCUUUUAGCAUCCAGGCCCAGAUGAGAAGAUCUGAAUACACCACUCUCAGUCUUGCCAGACAUACCCAGAAGCCAGAUGUCUUCCAUACUUUGUGAUCCAACAAACAAUUCCAUAAAGCUGGAUGGAGAAAGCUCAGGAGAGAAUCACAUGGCCUGAACCCACCAUAAGAUUGUGUGUGAUCCUGGCAGACCCAACUCCUACUUCUGUGUGUCAGUGAAACCCGUUAUGCAAAUAAAGAGUGUGGCCCUCUGCUUAUGUGGAGCUGGCUUCCUGGCGUGCUUUCUGAGCAAUGGGGGAGGGUGGGCAGCAUGUGGAAUGACUUGGACUCCACACCCUGUGCUUCCAUUCUUGGGUUUGGCACAGGCUUUGCGAUUGCA
Messenger RNA from Nycticebus coucang (slow loris), 4358 nucleotides. It is a transcript of the gene KCNS1, whose product is annotated as potassium voltage-gated channel modifier subfamily S member 1. The transcript is spliced from 3 exons. Gene Ontology annotation, molecular function: protein binding; delayed rectifier potassium channel activity. The coding region runs from base 33 to 1676 and encodes 547 amino acids. The record is from RefSeq and is a predicted model, not a curated record. NCBI's taxonomy places the organism in Eukaryota, Metazoa, Chordata, Mammalia, Primates, Lorisidae. Gene Ontology annotation, cellular component: membrane; voltage-gated potassium channel complex. Gene Ontology annotation, biological process: regulation of delayed rectifier potassium channel activity; potassium ion transmembrane transport; protein homooligomerization.